CCAUGUUAUGCAGCCAUGUUCCACAGCAGCACCCAGCGCCGGCACUGGACCUUCUGCGGUGAGGAGGAGCUGUCUCGGCGCCGGGCCGAGGCGAACCGCCGGGCCCGGGGCAGGGCUGCAGCCACCGGGAAGGUGCCGCAGGGCGACUUGGUGCUCCUGGAGCCGCACGAAGAGCUGGCGAUAUGCAAGUACUAUGAGAAGCGGCUGUUGGACUUCUGCGCCGUGUUCAAGCCCGCGAUGCCGCGGUCUGUGGUGGGAACAGCUUGCAUGUAUUUUAAACGCUUUUACCUCAAUAACUCAGUGAUGGAGUAUCAUCCUCGGAUAAUAAUGCUAACGUGUGCAUUUUUGGCCUGUAAAGUAGAUGAAUUUAAUGUAUCCAGUGCACAGUUCGUUGGUAACCUUCGAGAAAGCCCUCUUGGACAGGAAAAAGCUCUUGAACAAAUACUGGAAUAUGAACUGCUGCUUAUUCAGCAACUGAACUUCCAUCUCAUCGUCCACAAUCCAUACCGGCCAUUUGAGGGAUUUCUAAUCGAUUUGAAGACUCGAUACCCAGUGCUGGAAAAUCCUGAAGUUUUGAGGAAAACAGCUGAUGACUUCCUCAGUCGAGUGGCUCUGACAGAUGCAUAUCUGCUCUUUACUCCCUCACUGAUAGCUCUCACUGCCGUAUUAUCUAGUGGUUCAAGAGCAGGAAUUAAUAUGGAAAGCUAUUUAUCAGAAAGUCUUAUGCUGAAAGAGAACAGAUCAACCUUAUCCAGACUACUAGAUGACAUGAAAUGCAUGAAAAAUCUCAUCAAGAAAUAUGAACUGCCGAGGGCUGAAGAGGUUGCUGCUCUAAAACAGAAAUUAGAGAAGUGUCAUACCUUUGAGCUUGCACUUAAUACAAACCCGAAGAAGAGGAAAGGUUAUGAAAAUGAUGAAUAUGUUGCAAAGAAAUCCAAAAUGGAUGAGGAAGAGUGGACUGAUGAUGAUCUUGUGGAUUCUGCAUUACCUUAAAGGAAGAGGGACUCCUACCCCUCCAGGAACAAAUUUGGUGCCAGGUGUGACCCUACCUGCCACAGGUUCCUUAUAUUGUGUCAUACAGUUUUUAUGCUUUUAGUGUUUAUCUUGGCAAUAAACCCUAUUACUUUGCUAAAAUAAAAUUAGUUGUGGUUCCAUUAAACCCUCAUCCAUGAAAGGUCAAAUAUUAGCAAGAAAUACUUGCUUUUAGAAAUAUGGCACUCAUCUGUGGUUUGGGAACAGUUUGCUGUGCGUGAAGUGCAGCCACUAACUUGUUUCAUUUUCAUAUACCCCAUUGAAACAUAAACAGUUCUAUAAUACACAGACUUAAAUGCAGCUUUGGGCAUUGCCCAGUUUCAUUUUCUUUGCUGCAUUUUGUGUGUAAUUGGUAGAUUACCCAGGUAUCUCUGUGCUCGACAAUUUUUUUUUUACCAUGUUGUACUGCCUACACCCAGCCACCUCAAUCCACAAAAUAAUCCAUUUUAUACACUCUGUUAAGAUCUAAGUAUGGCAGAAUAAGACAUUGUUAAUUACUUACUCCUCUCAGAUGCAGUUUAAUACAGACUUCACAGGGUUAUGGGACAAUCUAAAAAAAGACUUCUGUGGUACCAAGGUCUUGCAAACAGGUGUGUUGUCACUAUGGAGAGCAUCACCUGUGCUUGCUGAGUGCAGUACUUGCGACACUUGGGAGCUCUCAGCUGUAGCACUGGACUCUCAUUUCAAGGAAACAGUUCCAGCUGGACACCAGGGCAGCUGUGCCACUGGCAGAGCCACUAUAAUACUACAGCAAAGACCCAAAAGUAAAGUCUCUGUGAUUUCAUGUGACAGUGAAUUGAAAAAGCAGUUCUGAUAGACAGGAGAAGCAGCAGUGUAGGUGUUCUAAUGGUGUAUCAACAACAUUCAUGUGAUAAAAAUUACUUGAUUAUCUCAGUCUU
Messenger RNA from Neopelma chrysocephalum (saffron-crested tyrant-manakin), 1931 nucleotides. It is a transcript of the gene CCNH, whose product is annotated as cyclin H. Gene Ontology annotation, biological process: regulation of transcription by RNA polymerase II; regulation of cyclin-dependent protein serine/threonine kinase activity; DNA-templated transcription. Lineage: Eukaryota; Metazoa; Chordata; Aves; Passeriformes; Pipridae. Gene Ontology annotation, cellular component: nucleus; transcription factor TFIIK complex. Gene Ontology annotation, molecular function: cyclin-dependent protein serine/threonine kinase regulator activity. The transcript has 9 exons. The record is from RefSeq and is a predicted model, not a curated record. Bases 16 to 993 code for a protein of 325 amino acids.